Messenger RNA from Pongo pygmaeus (Bornean orangutan), 4296 nucleotides. It is a transcript of the gene NFKB2, whose product is annotated as nuclear factor kappa B subunit 2. Gene Ontology annotation, cellular component: cytoplasm. Lineage: Eukaryota; Metazoa; Chordata; Mammalia; Primates; Hominidae. The record is from RefSeq and is a predicted model, not a curated record. The transcript is spliced from 22 exons. The coding region runs from base 1446 to 4148 and encodes 900 amino acids. Gene Ontology annotation, molecular function: RNA polymerase II cis-regulatory region sequence-specific DNA binding; protein binding; DNA-binding transcription factor activity, RNA polymerase II-specific. Gene Ontology annotation, biological process: regulation of DNA-templated transcription; signal transduction.
UCCCGGCCCCGAGCCCUGCUGGCCGGCGAGGUGUCGCGACCGGUCCCAGGUGGGUCGGGCGCGGAGAGAAGCCGCAACCAGAGCCGCCGCCACGGUGAGUGGCUGGAUUCAGACCCCUGGGUGGCCGGGACAAGAGAAAAGCGGGAGGAGGGCCUUUAGCGGACAGCGCCUGGGGCUGGAGAGCAGCAGCUGCACACAGCCGGAAAGGGCGUGCAGGCGACGACACUCGGAUCCACAUCGACAUCCUUGUACAAAGAUACGCGGACCCGUACGUAUACCUGUACGUGUGCUGGCGCACACACGGCAGCGUCCGUGCAGUCGCACUCGCACACACAUGCACACGGAGACGUGCCCACCGGUGCACUGGUGCCUGCACCCGCACCCUUCACGCACAAACUCAAAGAUACGCUCACCCGUGUCUGUACAUCAAGACAGGCGCUGACACACACCCACACUGAGCAGCUCGGGAUUCACCUAUCUACACACUUGCUCGCUUGCACACUCAUGUCGACGCCAUGGACACACAACAUGCAACCAAGCACUACAGCCGAAACACACUUGUGGAGCUGUGAUGGAGACACACGCUUGUAUUGGGUGGGUGGGGAGCGUGCAGAGGUCUCCCUGUCGCCUGCGCGCCCAGAGCCGGUGCGGUGUGGGACCAGCUGCUGUUGCGAGGUUUGGGAGAGAGAGAAAAGAGCCCAUUCCGAGGAGGAGACACUUUUCCCGCGGCCCCAGAAUCGCGUUCUCGGGGCAGAACCCCGGGGCCUCCCACAGGAAAGAGCCCCCGCCUACAGGCUGUUCGAAGGGGAGGCCGUCCGACAGCAGGAAUGUCCCCCCAAAAGCCCCCGGGGUUUAUCAGCCGUGGCCUCCCUCCUAGCAGAAAAUCCCAAGGUUGCUCCAGACCGGGGGAGGGGAGCGGGAGGCUGACUUGGCCCCAGACUGCCAGCCUCCUCCCGGCCGUGAAGGACCCUCCUGUUCCCUGCCCUGGAGGGAGGAGGGGGCUUAACCCCCACCGGGGCUUCCCUGAUUCUCCUAGCCCUCUGCCCGCUGAAAAGCAGCGGGAGCCCGUAGACUGGCGAGGGCCUCCCGCCCCUCCCGUCGCGAGGGCGGGGCCAGUGGCGUCAUUUCCAGGCCCGCCCCCUCCGGCCCCGCCUCCCCUUGGUAUUUUCGGGACUUUCCUAAGCUGCUCUAACUUUCCUGCCCCUUCCCCGGCCAAGCCCAACUCCGGAUCUCGCUCUCCACCGGAUCUCACCCGCCACACCCGGACGGGCGGCUGGAGGAGGUCGGACCCUCCCCCAAAUCUGGGCCCCCAUCUCCCGCCCACCCCCAUUUAGAUCUGACCCCCUCCCCCACGCCACUCCUCCCAACUUUAGGCGGGCGCCUAAAAUUCUGGGAAGCAGAACCUGGCCGGAGCCACUAGACAGAGCCGGGCCUAGCCCAGAGACAUGGAGAGUUGCUACAACCCAGGUCUGGAUGGUAUUAUUGAAUAUGAUGAUUUCAAAUUAAACUCCUCCAUUGUGGAACACAAGGAGCCAGCCCCAGAAACAGCUGAUGGCCCCUACCUGGUGAUCGUGGAACAGCCUAAGCAGAGAGGCUUCCGAUUUCGAUAUGGCUGUGAAGGCCCCUCCCAUGGAGGAUUGCCCGGUGCCUCCAGUGAGAAGGGCCGAAAGACCUAUCCCACUGUCAAGAUCUGUAACUACGAGGGACCAGCCAAGAUCGAGGUCGACCUGGUAACACACAGUGACCCACCUCGUGCUCAUGCCCACAGUCUGGUGGGCAAGCAAUGCUCGGAGCUGGGGAUCUGCGCCGUUUCUGUGGGGCCCAAGGACAUGACUGCCCAAUUUAACAACCUGGGUGUCCUGCAUGUGACUAAGAAGAACAUGAUGGGGACUAUGAUACAAAAACUUCAGAGGCAGCUGCUCCGCUCUAGGCCCCAGGGCCUUACGGAGGCUGAGCAGCGGGAGCUGGAGCAAGAGGCCAAAGAACUGAAGAAGGUGAUGGAUCUGAGUAUAGUGCGGCUGCGCUUCUCUGCCUUCCUUCGAGCCAGUGAUGGCUCCUUCUCCCUGCCCCUGAAGCCAGUCAUCUCCCAGCCCAUCCAUGACAGCAAAUCUCCGGGAGCAUCAAACCUGAAGAUUUCUCGAAUGGACAAGACAGCAGGCUCUGUGCGGGGUGGAGAUGAAGUUUAUCUGCUUUGUGACAAGGUGCAGAAAGAUGACAUUGAGGUUCGGUUCUAUGAGGAUGAUGAGAAUGGAUGGCAGGCCUUUGGGGACUUCUCUCCCACAGAUGUGCAUAAACAGUAUGCCAUUGUGUUCCGGACACCCCCCUACCACAAGAUGAAGAUUGAGCGGCCGGUAACAGUGUUCCUACAACUGAAACGCAAGCGAGGAGGGGACGUGUCUGAUUCCAAACAGUUCACCUAUUACCCUCUGGUGGAAGACAAGGAAGAGGUGCAGCGGAAGCGGAGGAAGGCCUUACCCACCUUCUCCCAGCCCUUCGGGGGUGGCUCCCACAUGGGUGGAGGCUCUGGGGGUGCAGCCGGGGGCUACGGAGGAGCUGGAGGAGGUGGCAGCCUCGGUUUCUUCCCCUCCUCCCUGGCCUACAGCCCCUACCAGUCCGGCGCGGGCCCCAUGGGCUGCUACCCGGGAGGCGGGGGCGGGGCGCAGAUGGCCGCCACCGUGCCCAGCAGGGACUCCGGGGAGGAAGCCGCGGAGCCGAGCGCCCCCUCCAGGACCCCCCAAUGCGAGCCGCAGGCCCCGGAGAUGCUGCAGCGAGCCCGAGAGUACAACGCGCGCCUGUUUGGCCUGGCGCAGCGCAGCGCCCGAGCCCUACUCGACUACGGCGUCACCGCGGACGCGCGCGCGCUGCUGGCGGGACAGCGCCACCUGCUGACGGCGCAGGACGAGAACGGAGACACACCACUGCACCUGGCCAUCAUCCACGGGCAGACCAGUGUCAUUGAGCAGAUAGCCUAUGUCAUCCACCACGCCCAGGACCUCGGCGUCGUCAACCUCACCAACCACCUGCACCAGACGCCCCUGCACCUGGCGGUGAUCACCGGGCAGACGAGUGUGGUGAGCUUUCUGCUGCGGGUGGGUGCAGACCCAGCUCUGCUGGAUCGGCAUGGAGACUCAGCCAUGCAUCUGGCGCUGCGGGCAGGCGCUGGUGCCCCUGAGCUGCUGCGUGCACUGCUUCAGAGUGGAGCUCCUGCUGUGCCCCAGCUGUUGCAUAUGCCUGACUUUGAGGGACUGUAUCCGGUACACCUGGCGGUCCGAGCCCGAAGCCCCGAGUGCCUGGAUCUGCUGGUGGACAGUGGGGCUGAAGUGGAGGCCACAGAGCGGCAGGGGGGACGAACAGCCUUGCAUCUAGCCACAGAGAUGGAGGAGCUGGGGUUGGUCACCCAUCUGGUCACCAAGCUCCGGGCCAACGUGAACGCUCGCACCUUUGCGGGAAACACACCCCUGCACCUGGCCGCUGGACUGGGGUACCCGACCCUCACCCGCCUCCUUCUGAAGGCUGGUGCUGACAUCCAUGCUGAAAACGAGGAGCCCCUGUGCCCACUGCCUUCACCCCCUACCUCUGAUAGCGACUCGGACUCUGAAGGACCUGAGAAGGACACCCGAAGCAGCUUCCGGGGCCACACGCCUCUUGACCUCACUUGCAGCACCAAGGUGAAGACCUUGCUGCUAAAUGCCGCUCAGAACACCAUGGAGCCACCCCUGACCCCGCCCAGCCCAGCAGGGCCAGGACUGUCACUUGGUGAUACAGCUCUGCAGAACCUGGAGCAGCUGCUAGACGGGCCAGAAGCCCAGGGCAGCUGGGCAGAGCUGGCAGAGCGUCUGGGGCUGCGCAGCCUGGUGGACACGUACCGACAGACGGCCUCGCCCAGCGGCAGCCUCCUGCGCAGCUAUGAGCUGGCUGGCGGGGACCUGGCAGGUCUACUGGAGGCCCUGUCUGACAUGGGCCUAGAGGAGGGAGUGAGGCUGCUGAGGGGUCCAGAGACCCGAGACAAGCUGCCCAGCACAGCAGAGGUGAAGGAAGACAGUGCGUAUGGGAGCCAGUCAGUGGAGCAGGAGGCAGAGAAGCUGGGCCCACCCCCUGAGCCACCAGGAGGGCUCUGCCACGGGCACCCCCAGCCUCAGGUGCACUGACCUGCUACCUGCCCCCAGCCCCCUUCCCGGACCCCCUGUACAGCGUCCCCACCUAUUUCAAAUCUUAUUUAACACCCCACACCCACCCCUCAGUUGGGACAAAUAAAGGAUUCUCAUGGGAAGGGGAGGACCCCUCCUUCCCAACUUA